CAUUCUUGUUCUGCUUUUAUACUACCCUAUUAACUAGCUGCCAAGGCUUUCUCAGGAGUUAGUCGAUUAUCAAUCUCGAUCUUGAAGCUCCAACACUCGCCACCAUCGCCAAGAUGGCAGCUCCUGAUAUAUCGCAGGAAACCAAAUUCCCUGAAAAUGACCAUGUUGCCACCAAAUACAGCCUACUAGACACUUCAGAUGCAUUGACUCCAGACCCAGGCAAUGAGGACAUGUUCAGAACUGAGCAAAGCAAAUUUGCUUUCAGUCCAGGCCAGCUUUCUAAGUUGCUCAAUCCCAAGAGCCUCAACGCCUUUUAUGCUCUUGGGGGAAUUGAUGGUAUGGAGAAGGGACUGCAUACAGAUCGCAAUGCUGGCCUCAGUACCGACGAGUCCACAGUGGAUGGAGAGGUCGCAUUCCACGAAGUUGCGCCAAAAGGAACACCAAAACAUGGGACGGCCGGCGAUGCAAUACCGGAGAGUAAUGCUGAAGCAGCAGUUCAUAUUCCUCCUCCUGAGGACCCCAACCCUACUGGGAUAUUCUGUGAUCGAAAAAAGAUCUUCAGAGACAAUCGCCUUCCUGAUAAGAAGACAAAAUCCCUCUUGGAGAUUGCCUGGACUACCUAUAACGACAAAGUUCUCAUUCUCUUGACCAUUGCGGCGAUUAUAUCACUAGCUCUAGGCCUUUACCAAACCUUUGGAGGAGCGGGCAGUAUUGUUGUGCUGGUCGGUACAAUCAACGAUUGGCAUAUGCAGCGACAGUUCACUCGACUCACCAAGAAAACCAAUGAUCGUAUGGUCAAUGUUAUUCGUUCAGGGAAGUCCCAAGAGAUAUCCAUCAACGACGUAAUGGUCGGGGAUGUCAUGCAUCUUGCCACGGGAGAUAUCGUACCAGUAGAUGGCAUCUUUAUUCAAGGCAGCGCCGUCAAGUGUGAUGAGUCCUCAGCUACUGGAGAGUCGGAUCUGCUCCGAAAGACACCAGCAGCAGAUGUUUUCGAUGCAAUCCAGAAACUCGACACCAAGGAGGCAGAGAAGCUCGAUCCUUUCAUCAUCUCAGGAAGCAAGGUCAAUGAGGGCAAUGGAACAUUUCUUGUGACUGCUGUGGGUGUCAAUUCCAGCUAUGGCCGAAUCUCAAUGGCCCUCCGCACCGAACAGGAAGACACACCUCUGCAGAAGAAGCUUAACAUCUUGGCAGAUUGGAUCGCCAAAGUAGGUGCUGGCGCCGCGCUAUUGUUAUUCGUCGUGCUCUUCAUCAAGUUCUGUGCUCAGCUUCCAAACAACCGCGGAUCUCCCUCUGAGAAGGGUCAAGAAUUCAUGAAGAUUUUCAUCGUAUCAGUCACUGUUGUUGUAGUGGCUGUCCCCGAAGGAUUACCCUUGGCAGUCACACUGGCACUGAGCUUUGCGACUGUCAAGAUGCUCCGCGACAACAAUCUCGUUCGAAUCCUCAAGGCCUGCGAGACGAUGGGAAAUGCCACGACUGUUUGCUCUGAUAAAACCGGGACACUUACCCAGAAUAAAAUGACGGUAGUUGCCGCCACACUUGGUAAAACAACCAGUUUCGGCGGUACUGAUCCGCCAAUGGACAAGUCCUUGUUCAUCGAACGGAAGGCUUUCACUGUACCCAAUGUCCCAGACGCCGACUUCGUGAAUGGACUAAGUCAACAAGUCAAGACUCUACUCAUCCAGUCCAAUGUGCUCAACUCAACGGCCUUCGAAGGUGACCAGGAUGGUCAGAAGACAUUCGUCGGUUCUAAGACUGAGGUUGCUUUACUUACCUAUUGCCGAGACCAUCUGGGAGCUGGGCCAAUCCAAGAGAUACGAUCGUCUGCCAAUAUCGUGCAGACAGUGCCUUUUGAUAGCAAGAACAAGUACAGUGCUGUAAUUGUUAAGCUGCCCAGUGGAAAGUAUCGCGUAUACGCAAAGGGCGCUUCUGAGAUAAUGCUGGAAAAGUGCACCAAGUGUCUCGAAAAUGUGUCGCAGGGGGAAACGAUGUCGGUUCCCCUGAAUGAAGCCGAUCGAGACAUGAUCGGUAUGAUCAUUAGCUCCUAUGCAGGACAGACUCUCCGAACCAUCGGGUCAUCAUAUCGCGACUUCGAAUCUUGGCCACCUGAGGGAGCUGUCUCCCCAGAUAACCCGCAAUACGCAGACUUCAAUGCUGUGCACCAAGAUAUGACGCUGGUUGGAAUCUACGGUAUCAAAGACCCGCUGCGACCGACUGUAAUCAGUGCUCUUGAGGACUGUCGCCGGGCUGGCGUCUUUGUAAGAAUGGUAACCGGUGACAAUAUCCAAACAGCCUCUGCUAUUGCCUCCGAAUGUGGUAUUUUCCGUCCUGAUGAAGGUGGCAUCGCGAUGGAAGGCCCCGAAUUUCGAAGACUUCCACCUGAAGAGCUCAAACAAAAGGUGAGACAUCUUCAGGUUCUGGCCCGCUCAAGCCCCGAGGAUAAACGGAUCCUGGUCCGUACCCUUAAAGAUCUCGGGGAAACAGUGGCAGUGACAGGUGAUGGAACGAAUGACGCGCCAGCUUUGAAGAUGGCAGACAUUGGAUUCUCCAUGGGCAUUGCUGGAACAGAAGUGGCUAAGGAAGCAUCGUCGAUUAUCCUUCUUGAUGACAACUUUGCUUCCAUUGUCAAGGGCUUGAUGUGGGGUCGUGCCGUUAAUGAUUCUGUCAAAAAGUUCCUUCAGUUCCAACUGACUGUCAACAUUACAGCCGUGGUAUUGACAUUUGCCUCAGCUGUUGCAAGCAGCAAGCAGGAAUCUGUUCUCAACGCUGUUCAACUCCUUUGGGUCAAUUUGAUCAUGGACACCUUUGCAGCCCUUGCAUUGGCCACAGACCCCCCUACGAGGAGUGUCCUUGACCGGAAGCCAGAUCGAAAGUCGGCGCCGCUCAUUACAUUGAGAAUGGCCAAGAUGAUCAUAGGACAGGCUAUUUGUCAACUUGUUAUCACAUUCGUGUUGAAUUUUGGUGGAAAGACCCUUUUAGGCUGGUACCGAGACUCCGAACAUGAUACCAAGCAGCUCAAGACACUCGUCUUCAACACAUUUGUCUGGUUGCAAAUUUUCAACGAAAUCAACAACCGUCGGUUGGAUAACAAGCUCAACAUCUUUGAAGGUCUCCAUCACAAUGUUUUCUUCAUCAUUAUCAACCUCAUCAUGAUUGGAGGCCAAGUCCUCAUCAUUUUCGUAGGUAGUGAUGCCUUUGAGAUUGUUCGCUUGAACGGUAAAGAAUGGGGACUAUCAAUCGGCCUAGGUGCCAUCUCUGUUCCGUGGGGUGCACUAAUCAGACUCUGUCCCGAUGAGUGGAUUGCUGCGUGUCUCCCAGGCUUCCUCCACAGAAGAUGGAUUUCACCUCCCGCUGAAGACUUGAUGGUUGACAAGUCGCUGGAUUCUGACGAUGAAUUUGUACGGCCACCACUUCGCGUCAUGAGCUCCAUCAGGGGUCCGCGAGUCCAGCAACAUAAACCUCUCCAUCCUUCAACUGAAGCCUCACAAUCGAUCGUCGCAGACGUCCACCACCGACUCUUAGCCGUGUUACAGACGCUCAAUUGCGCUCAUCUAUCAAAAUGGAGCCUCUUCUCCACCAACUACCUGAUGCUCGCCACCGUUUUCACUGCUGGCUUCGCCUGGGAGAUUGGCUUCAACAACGUUAUGGACAAGGUCUGGGACAACAACAACCGAGGCGUACCUAAAGAGCUCCAGCUGGAACUGCUUCGGCAAUUCAUUCAUACAUGCGCGGUGCAGUGGAUUGGGCUGGAUUGGCAGCCCCAGGAUGCAAGGCAACAGGUAAAUCAGCUACUUUUCUACUUCUACACUGUUCAAAUCGCUGACGUCUUUAUCCGCAGAGCACUGUUCCACCAAACCUUUCUCCAAUAUUUGCGGACCCCCACUUCGGUAUUGCCUAUCAAUAAUCGACCUGACGACAUCGCCGACACCGCAAUCGACAUCGUUUGUGCUUUUCUCUCUUUUCCAUCUUCUCUUUUCAUCUCACACAACAAAUGCUACGAUGAGGUUGGUUUGACCAUGGCCCAAUCUAUGUCGACCCAGGAGCAACAGCUCUGCCAGUUCUUGGCCGACCUGCCCUCCCGCUUCAACUACCGCUUCACCGAAGAUGCUUCACGCGAGCUGCUUACCAGCCUCUUCUGGUCUCUCGCUGGAGGAAACAGUGAAUACAUGCGAUUGCUCUUUCCGGACGGUAAAAUCGGAGAGACCCUCAAGCUGAGCGACUCUCAAGGCGCAGUUGAGGGAGCAGAGUAUACUGAGGCAGCGCGGGGGAAGCGAUGUGGGCACAUCUUCAAACCUGGUGAGGCAUCGUACAUGUGCCGCACCUGUGGUACCGACGAAACUUGCUGCCUAUGCGCCCGAUGCUUCGACUCGACCGACCAUACAGGGCACAUGGUUCGAAUCCACAUAUCAGUAGGAAAUAGUGGUUGCUGUGACUGUGGAGAUGAUGAGGCAUGGCGAACGCCUCUGUUCUGCACCAUUCACUCUCACGUUCAGGGAGGCACAGACAAGGGAAAGGGAAAAGAGGCAGCCGGUCUGCCUGAGGAUCUUGUCACGAAUCUACAGAUGACCAUCGGCCGUGUUUUCGACUACAUCUGCGACGUCAUCUCAUGCUCCCCAGAACAGCUGCGACAGGCCAAGACACAAGAAUCGAUUCUUGAAGAUGAACAGUCAUCACGCCUCUCCUCGAAAUAUUACGGUCCCGAUGCCGAGCCAUGUACAGAAUUCGCCCUGAUUCUUUGGAAUGACGAGAAACAUACGGUUCAAGAAGUUCAAGACCAGGUCGCCCGCGCUUGUCGAAAAAGCCGUAAGCUGGCUGCAGAGAAUGCCUGGGAGACUGAUGCUAUUGGACGAAGUAUCCUGACGUAUAUGCCCGACGUGAAGCGACUCUUGGAGAUGGCAGCCAUAAUGGAGGCCAUCAGAGUUACAGUCACGAUUCGGUCUGCAAGAGACACUUUCCGCGAACAAAUGUGCGGCGCCCUUGUUGAGUGGUUGAGUGAUAUUUCUGGUUGCUCUGUCGGCCACGACAACAGCAUUCUCCGACGCACAGUCUGUGAACAGGUAAUGAACCCUUGGCGUCAAGGGAGCCAAGCGACUCAUACGAUGGGUCUGAUUGACGACGAGGAGGAGGAUGAUCAGAUUGUCGACAGCAGACGCCGCUUUGAUGGCAUGAAUGCUAGGUUCAUUCUGGCCUUGCAAGCUGCAGCCAACACCGGUACCGGCGUUCAGAUAGAAAUUGACGACGACUCCGACGAUGAUGGAGAGGACGAAGAAGAUGCGGAUGCAGACAUGGACGAUCAAGGUCAACAUUCUCCUUCCAGCUCAGUGGCUGGAGGAGACGAGGAUGAGGAUGACGACGUCAUGAUGGUCGAUGCCCGCGGAGACGUUGGAGACCUUGGAAUGAAUUGGAGAGACAACGACCAGGCUUUGGAAGAAGACGAAGCAACAAUGGCAGGCUAUCCACCGCCUCCACCGCCUCCUCCUGCUCAAGCUCAGUCUCAGGGUCAGGGUCAAGCCCAGACACAAUCUGAGGCUCCAGCUAGAGCCAGGGACAGAGAAGCAACACCAUCCGACUCGGAUACAGCGGAGCCCCUAAUCGCUCCUUCAAUUUACGCAAAGGCGAACGCGGAAAUUCCCAAAACUCCUGGUAAGACCGAGAAGUUAGUUCCUAGACCUGGGCGUUAUUGGAUCGAGACACCUGCCGUUUAUACACAGCGUGAGAACGUGCCUCCAGCUGAGGAUGUCUUCCGUCGUGUUCGCCUUGACUGGCUAUUGCUGUUCGAUUUGCGGAUGUGGAAGAAGGUGAGAAACGACCUUCGAGCUUUGUACAUCUCUACGGUUGUGACUAUUCCCGAAUUCAAGAGAGUACUGGCCCUCAGAUUCGCCAGUCUUUACACAAUCCUGGCUCAGCUUUACCUGGUUGGAGACCGAGAGCCAGAUCACUCCAUCAUCAAUCUUUCUCUUCAAAUGCUCACCACCCCAUCAAUCACUGCAGAAGUUGUCGAACGCGGAAACUUUAUGACCAGCUUGUUGGCAAUCCUAUACACCUUCUUGACAACCCGUCAAGUUGGACAUCCUUGGGAUGUGUCCCCUGAUGCAGUCUUAGGCUUCGAAAGCGGGUCGGUAACUAACAGACGCAUGUAUCACUUUUACCAAGACCUGAAGUAUCUUUUCGGCGCCCCUCAUGUCCAGGAACGCGUUAGAUGCGAGCCCCGCUACCUCAUGCAGUUCCUUGACCUUGUCAAGCUUCAUCAAUGUAUUGGGCCGAAUGUCAGGGCUGUGGUCGAACAUGUGGAAUACGAGGCCGACUCCUGGAUUACAGCAUCCCUUGUAACCAGGCAGAUCAACCUGCAAGCACGAAACCUUGCUGAGGCGUUCCGCAACUGCCCCCCAGACGAGUUCCACUACCUCCAACAAGCAAUUCGCUUCACCACCAAGACGGUCAUCUUGAACUCUAUCGGCGCCGAACGUCAUCGAUUUAAGCAAGGUGAAAUCAAAGACGAGGUGCAGUUCAAGACAUUAAGUGAUUUUGAGUUCGAUGGCGAAUCUUCAUCGUAUGAUGUCGUCAAGUUCGUUGUCGAGAAGGACGCAAUCAGUUUCCACCAUGCCCUACACUACACGCUGUCCUGGCUCAUUGAGUGUGGCCGAUCUCUUCCUGUGUCAACAAUGCGGAACCUUCUGAGCUUUACUCAACAGGAGCUCAAAUCUAAACCAAGACUGAUGGGAAGGCCUCAAGUGCCGCGAAAGAAUUACAACGCAGAGGAUUAUCUCAUCGCAUCUUUCGACUUCCCUCUCCGUGUUUGCGCUUGGCUUGCCCAGAUCAAAGCCAACAUGUGGGUUCGCAAUGGAAUCAGCCUGCGACACCAAGCCAGCACGUAUCGGGGUGUCGGUCAACGAGAUGUAUCUCAUCAUCGGGAUAUCUUUCUACUUCAGACUGCUUUGGUGAUUUGUAACCCCAGCCGAGUACUGGCCUCGAUUAUAGACCGCUUUGGAAUGGAAAGCUGGGUCAAGGGCUUAUUCGAGCUCAAAUCUGAAGCUCAGGAUGAUGCUCAGCACCUUGAUGUUGUUGAAGAUAUGAUUCAUCUUCUCAUCGUCUUGCUCAGCGACCGGACCUCUUUAAUAUCUUCAGAGGAUGAGACCAAAUCCAGGCUCUUGGCCAUGCGCCGCGACAUUACUCAUGUAUUGUGUUUCAAGCCGCUAUCUUUCAACGAGAUCUGUAACAAAUUGCCUGAGAAGUAUCAAGAGCAAGAAGACUUCCACCGAGUGCUUGAUGAGAUGGCCACUUUCAAACCACCAGAGGGUGUCUCCGAUGUUGGUACUUUCGAACUUCGACCCGAGUACAUUGAGGAGAUUGACCCUUAUAUCGCUCACUACAACAAGAACCAGCGUGAGGAGUCGGAGCUGGCUUACCGAAAGAAGAUGGCGAAGCGAACAGGAAAGAAUGCUGAAGAAAUCGUAUACGAGCCCAAGGCCCGACCAGUCCCUUCGGGCAUGUUUGAGGACUUGGGCGCUUUCACGAGUACCGGCAUGUUUGCUCAAGUCGUCUACUACUCACUCCUCUACCCCCUGGUGGCCGGCAAGUUUACUCCCUCCGUUCCUUUUACUCGACUGGAAACAUUUCUCCAGGUUGUCUUGCAUCUUAUGCUCAUCGCCAUUCUCGAGGACAAGUCGAGUGACGAUGACAUGAGCGAAGAAUCACCAAAGUCCUUUGUCUACAUCGCCCUCACAAAGUUUGGCCGCAGUAACUUUAUGCCUGAAGCCCACAGUUCAAGGACAAUCGUGUCUCUGCUGAAUAUGAUGUCAACCAAGGACGAGUUCAAGGCAGUUCAUCCCAAAAUCGCGCUCGUUCUGAAGCGUCUGCGCCAGAAACGUCCUCGCACCUUUGAGACAGCGUAUGUGAACCUGGGUGCUUCCGUAGACCGUAUAAGCACCGCCUCACCAGCAAACACAUCUGCUGAGGAAGAGCGUGAGAGAAGAAAGAAGGCAGCUCUGAGUCGCCAAGCCAAGGUCAUGGCGCAAUUCCAACAGCAGCAGAAGAGCUUCAUGGAAAACCAGGCUUCCUUUGACUGGGGCAGUGAUAUUGAUGAAGAUGAGGGCGAAGAAGGCGAUGCUGAGCAAACUGAGGACCGAAAACACAACUGGAAGUACCCAGUGGGAACUUGCAUCCUGUGUCAGGAGGAGCCGGACGAUCGUCAUCUCUACGGAACUUUUGCUCACUUCAACGAAAGCCGCAUCCUCCGACAGACAGAUUUCCAAGAUCCUGAUUUCGUUCGUGAGGCAUCACAAACACCAUGCAGUCUUGAUCGAUCGGCCGAGGACGUUCGACCAUUCGGUAUUGCUCACGAAAACCGCAAGAUGGUGGAAAAGAUCAACGCUCAAGGCGAAACUUUUCUCGCGGAGAGACAGACAAUCGGGAAGGGUUUUCCUUCCAAUGUCUGUCGAUCAGGCCCUGUGGCAAGUGGUUGCGGGCAUAUGAUGCAUUAUCGCUGCUUUGAAGUUUACUAUGAAGCGACUGUUCGCCGCCAUACGCAUCAGAUUGCCAGGCAUCAUCCAGAAGAUACUAAGCGCAAUGAGUUUGUCUGUCCUCUAUGUAAGGCCCUAGGCAAUGCAUUCGUACCCAUUAUCUGGAAGGGCAUAGACGAGUCAUACCCAGGCUACCUACAGUCUCAAGGUACAUUCGAGGAAUUUGUCGAGAAGCAAAUGGGAUCUGCUUACUGGAUUGGUGGAAGUAAGGCACGGGAGGACGAGCCUACUGUGCCUGACAUGUUUACUCCAAGUCUUCCAGGAAGCCUUGUUGAGUCCUUGCUCCCAGCCCAAGCUUCGAGCGACACCUCAUGGGGAAGAGAUGAUGCCGAGUCUCAUUCGUCAACUGUCGGCACACCCGCAAGUUACGCAUUUUCUGACUCGGUUACCCCUGAGCCGGUGCAACCUCAACCCGCUACUACCAACAACAACACAGAUGGUAGCCAGUUGAUGAACGAACUAUUAGCAGCCUACCGCCGACUGAGGAAUACACUCCGUGUCAACGGCCUUCGUACUAGCCACCUCAUUGACGCUAAGGGCGACAACGUUGGUGAAUUAUGCGCCAGCGAUACACUGGUGAAGUCUGUGGGCUUCACCAUCUCUUCAAUCGAAGUCCAGCAGCGAGGCAUUGAAGCCCAGCCAGGCAUGACACUCCUGGAGAAGAUCCCUGAACACAUUUUGUCGCACCUCAGAGUCCUAUCAGAGACUGUAUCUUCGUACAUCGCUGUUGGGGCGCAGUCUGGUGGUGCCGAGAACAAGAUUGAGGCCGAAUUCAGGAAGGACAGCGAGCGGCAACACUGUCAGCUGUUUAUGUCGAGGUACUUUGGUACUGGAACUCCUUAUGCUCGCCGACCUCUGGAUGUGUACCCUCCACUGCUGAGCAUGGACUCGUUCCUAUUCUUAGUGGAAUGCUCCUACGGUUUAGUGCCGCUCCAGAAAGCUGAAAUUUCCCACGUUCUUCGACUUUGUUAUCUGGCAGAGCUUGUUAAGCUGGUGUAUCACAUGGGUCGCAAUAUUCCUGUCGCUAACUGGGUUGGCAAUCUCACCAACCGUCAUACGCAGGACCCGGCCAUCAACAAUUUUGCAGACUUUGCUCUCGGCGUUACGAAGACUGGGGUCGAUUUCCAUGCGGCCCAAUUCCCUGAAGGCGUUGAAUUUGGCGAGAACCGUGGCUUCCAGCAACCAGGUGUGGACACUCUAGAGAGCUGGUAUACCUUUUCCAAGAAAUAUGCUCUCACCUUCCUACGGAAAUGUGUCAUUUUCCUGUAUGUCAAGUAUGGCGUAGACUUCAACAGUCAUGUCUCGCCUUCGCCAGAUGCUGAUGAGCUGGAGCGCCUCACUGAAGCUCUUCGGGUUCCAACAUUUGACGAGAUGUGUGCUGCCAUCACAGACAACGCGUCGGCUUGUGGCUGGCCUCAGACAACUUCUGUACUAGUAUCUGGUUGGGUAAAGCAUCAAGUUAUGUGGCCUGGAGACUAUAGCGAGAUUCCUCUCUCGGCAAUGAUGAGCCACCCAGGAAUCUUUGAACUUAUUGGAUUACCAAAGAAUUACGAUGCGCUCAUAGAGGAAGCUACCAGACGAAAAUGCCCUACCACUGGAAAGGAGCUCACAGAUCCUGUCAUAUGCCUUUUCUGCGGAGAACUAUCUUGCAGCCAAGGCACAUGUUGCCAGAAGAUGGACAAUUCUGCCGAACGAACAGAACAUACCAAGAUUGGCGGUGCACAGCAGCAUAUGCGCAAGUGUCAACGGAAUAUUGGAGUGUUCCUCAAUGUGCGCAAGUGCUCGGUGGUAUACCUUUUCCGACUUUCAGGAUCCUUCACGCCAGCGCCUUAUAUCGACAAGUACGGAGAGACGGAUCCUCAGCUGCGUCAUGGGCGACAGCUCUUCCUGAACCAGAAACGAUAUGACUCCAUGAUACGAAAUACGGUGCUCAACCACGGGGUACCGAGCUUGAUCAGCCGCAAGUUGGAGGCGGAGAUUAACAAUGGCGGAUGGGAUACUUUGUAGUAAACGAGCAGAGUUAUUGGUAUGAAGCAAGCCUAUGCUUUACAUUGGGGCUGGGACUAGCGAGUAUGUAGAGGGUUGCAGGCCAUGAUGUGAUAAAUGGUGUAAGACAAUUGGUUUUGGGCUUCUAUAUGCUAUGUGAGUAGUGAUAGCAUGCGACGAUAAUAGAUGCCUAAUGGUAUUUGUAACUUUCAUGUGAGUUUCCAGUGAUACAUAGUAUCUCACUAUAACAGGCCAUUUUUAUAUCUUAGGUCGUUUCGAUAUAUAUAUA
Messenger RNA from Fusarium oxysporum Fo47, 10791 nucleotides. RefSeq lists its product as uncharacterized. Gene Ontology annotation, cellular component: cytoplasm; membrane; ubiquitin ligase complex. Gene Ontology annotation, molecular function: ubiquitin protein ligase activity; ATP binding; P-type calcium transporter activity. The coding region runs from base 114 to 10523 and encodes 3469 amino acids. Lineage: Eukaryota; Fungi; Ascomycota; Sordariomycetes; Hypocreales; Nectriaceae. Gene Ontology annotation, biological process: ubiquitin-dependent protein catabolic process via the N-end rule pathway; mitochondrial electron transport, ubiquinol to cytochrome c; calcium ion transmembrane transport. The transcript has 12 exons. The record is from RefSeq and is a predicted model, not a curated record.